This is a messenger RNA of Dermacentor albipictus, 4515 nucleotides long. RefSeq names its product probable enoyl-CoA hydratase. Lineage: Eukaryota; Metazoa; Arthropoda; Arachnida; Ixodida; Ixodidae. The record is from RefSeq and is a predicted model, not a curated record. Gene Ontology annotation, molecular function: catalytic activity.
UCCAUCCGAAAGUAGCAGCGUAGUAGCAGUGCGUUGCCUCGUGUUGUAGUCUGCGCUUGAGCCCUUGAACGUCUCCUUUAAGUUUAUAGCAGUGUAUAUUCGCUUGUACAUCAGAAACAUGCAAGCACUUCGCCGGCCCUUUCAAAGUGCUGUGAUGUGUUACUUACGAACAGUACCGUGGCAAGCUCGUGCAUCGAGUGACGCAAGUUGCCCUGUUGUGUGUGACAAGCAAGGUCGCAUCCUUCUCGUGGGGCUGAAUCGGCCCGAGAAGCGCAACUGCCUCAAUGUUGCAGCCGCGCAGCAACUUCUGGAGGCCUUCCACGAAUUCGAUCGUGAUGACAGCGUUGAUGUGGCUGUGCUUCAUGGCAAAGGUGGCAGCUUCUGUGCCGGCUAUGACCUGUCAGAACUUGCAGAGGACAGUCCAGAUGACUGGCCUGAGUGCGUUCCGGAGACAAGGAAGCCAACGGUCGCCGCGGUGAGCGGCUAUGCAGUUGGUGCAGGCAUGGAGCUGGCCCUGUGGUGUGAUUUGCGGGUAGUUGAUGAGACAGCUGUCAUGGGCCUCUUUGGACGGCGCUUUGGAGUGCCGUUAAUGGCCGGAGGUUCGGCGCGCUUGCCCGCCCUGAUUGGCCUGUCGCGGGCUCUGGACCUCGUCCUGACUGGGCGGCCAAUCUCAGCAAAGGAAGCCCACGAGAUCGGCCUUGCGAAUCGCAUGGUCUCCUGCGGAACUGCCCUGGGCCAAGCCAUCAGCCUGGCAGGCAGCAUCGUCAAGUUCCCGCAGGGCUGUGUGCAGGCGGACAGGGCGGCCGUCUACAAUGCCAGCUUUCACAGUCGAGACCUGUCCGAGGCCCUGGUCUUUGAGCGGCAGAUGGCGCGAGGGGUUCUUCACUCCGAGGCAGUUCAUGGGGCAAGGCGGUUCCUCUCUGGUGUUGGCCGGCACGGCAGCUUCAACCUUUUGCGUUCUUCCAGUGACCCAGCAUCCAAGUCAUGACAGCUGUUCAUUCGCCUCAUAGGAGAUAACGUCGAAGUAUGUAACGCUCGCAGGAAUGUGAAAGCUUACUGCAGGCAGUGAGGAGUUCUAAAAAAUGAGUUCCCCAUGUUGUACUGCACUUCCUACUUAGUGUGUAACGUACGUAGCAGAACCUAUGCAAGUAGUGCAGUCACACAAGUCUCCCUCCACAUGUUUCACGGUGAAGUUGGUUUAAAUCUAGGACAUCUUCUGUAAAAUCACUAUAUUAUACAUUACCUACAACUCGAAGACAAGUUUACGUGACCUUAUGUGCUUCGUGCGUGUUUGUCUACUCCCAGUAUGUGGCAUACAUAGAGUCUCUUACGGUAUUAAAGAUUCAUCUGCACCACCAUCUAUACGAGUGUCCUAGCGGGCGCUGGACCAGCUUGGGAAUGUUGGGUUGUGGGUGUGCUAUGCUUUGUCUCGAGUGUGGCUUAGCCUAAAACAUGGUCAUGACUGUAUAGAUAAAGCUUUCUUAAAACAAGAUCAUCAGAAAGUAAACUUAAAAUAAAAAUAAAUGUCAAAAGCCUCCAAUAAAGUUUUCUCACCUCACACAGCGUGAGCAAAAAAGAAAAAACAAAAACAAUGAGAUAAAUACAAGAAUAGAAGACAAAGUGUCAUAAAGCAUGUACAGUGCUCACGGAAUGAAACGCGUCAAUUUAGGGCUAGGUAAUGCGCAUACUUUCAUUUCAACCGGCUGGAGUUCGUGUCACACCGACGUAAUUCUGGCGCGUACACUUACAUCGGGGUCCUCGUCACCUUUGGUGACCAAAUUAUUAGCGACAUGACAUGGUGCUCCCGCAUACUUCGCACAUAUGUAGGGUUCUACUAAAUGCUCCGUGUCCCAUUUCAUUCCGUGAGCACUGUACAGACCUUGUCUUCUGUCCUCCAACGUUAGCAGCCUGCAGGUGUUUUUGGUUAUAUUAAAGGAAAAAAACCUCUUUGCGUGCUGUUUUCGUUGAGGAUGAGCCAUUAUGACAGAUGGAACAAUGCUAGCCAGGAAAUGUGCCCUUGCUCUCCGAAAACAAUGCAAAUCCAAAGCCACCGCAACUCAGCAUUCCCAUGCACACAACAGCGGCGCAGCACCUGUUUUCCCUUGAGGUAAUAUGGUAAGAAACAUGCUCUGUUGUAAGUGAUGUGUGCUGCAUUCACGUCGUGUGUGUGUGUGUGCAAGCAGUGCACCGUGGCUACAGGACCGCGCCACUCCGCUCGUUUGGUGGUAAAUAGGUUCAGACAUGCGAUGCCUUUAGUUUAAUAAUUAACAUAUCAUAUUUCACAGCAUAAGGGUACGAGACAAUGUUACGUCGAACUACAUGAUGCGUGCCUGUAUAUUUCUUUAAUAUGUGACGCACUAUUUUUUUUGUAGCGAAUGCAAGAAGCCUGUCUAGUAGUUGCAGCAUUGCCUGCUCUGUAGGAGACUAAGUGUGGGGCUUUGUGGACAUAAAGUGCCUCCUAUUCAUCCUGCCCUCUUCAAGCUUGAAAGUGCGUGCACCUGCACUUCUUAGCAACGUGUUGCAAGCAUUGGCCCUCUGUCAACAAUGUACGGUGGAGCACAGUAGCUCAUUGACAAAAGAAUGUGUCCAAAAGGACACUACAUCAUGAUUCUGGUCUGACAUGCUAUUCUCUUAAGUGUGUGCUGUCCCUGCCGAUUGUCAGCUCGCAGUUACACGAGGUUCACAGAGACGAGUGGUUGCGAGUAGCAUGUGCAAACAGCUCAGGAUGAAUGCACGCCACUCAGCAGAGCAUGCCAUCUUAGAAAGGCUUCUGGCGGACUGUUAGGUUUCUUCAUGGUUGCAACAGGCACAGCUGUGAACAGUUGUGUGCUGAAAAAAAUGCACAAACAGUGAUUGUGUGUCAGCACCUUUGAGCAUAUCCGCACUCUUUGCACUCAGCUCGCUGCAGGGCUUUAUACAUGAGGCAUCUAUAUUAAGCCACAAGGUCCAUUUGAUUUGCCUGCACUUUCGGAAUCAGUUCAGGAGGUGCUGCACUUUGCCUUUCCUUCCGCCAGUUCGGUUUGGUGUCAUCUGCAUGUCGCCAUUAAUUUCGCCCAGAGCGGGGUGUAGGACAAGGUGCCGUGCCAGUUGUUCCAUGCCAGUUCUGCAUGAGUAAGAACUGGCGCUGCUGGACUGUCGCGACUUUGCAAAGUGCAGAGCAACAUGCCUUCCCUGGUAGCCCUGUUGUACUCUAUUAAUAACAGUAGUCAUCUGUCUGGCUUGCAUUUCCUUUCUUAAAACUCUGUGCUUGCUACUGUCCUGUCCGGAAUGCUGUCACGCUGAUAACACACAUGUGGUUCACGGUGUGAAAGAACAAAGUGCGCAGCGUUCAAAAAAGAAAAAAGCAUGCAAGGUGGAUGACAAUUAUUGUUUGGGGACAAGUAAGGUCCAAAGGGUGCAGACUUUUUUUUUAGCACUGCUGAGCUCAAGGGUUCGAUCCUUGUCACAGAGGCCUUGUUUUGGUGAAAUGCAGCAACGCUCUUGGUUUAGGCACACGUGAAACCACCCCAAGUGGUCAAAACUAAUCUGGAGCCCCACUAUGGCAUGCCUCGUAAUCAGAUUGUGGUUUUCACAUGUGCAACCCCAGAAUAAAUUUUUUUUGAGGUGCAGGGUGAAUCAAAUGGAGCUAUACUUAGCUCUAUUCUUGUUCCUUAAACAGGUCUUGAGCCAUCUUUUGAAUAUGUCCUCCUGACCUAAUUGGAAUUGUGAGCUGUGUUGAUGUCAGCUAGAGUUGUUCAACUACUGAAAGCUUUGAAUCAAAUUUAACAUGAAUAUUUGAGAAAGAGUAACUUCCAAUGUGAAAUUCAAUGUGUAAAAUAGGGGGGGGGGGUGAGGGGGGGCAAUUGUGUUGCCAGAGCAAACACGACAAAGUCCAUUCGGAAAAGAACAUUUCUUUUUGUAUAAACAAAAUUACAAAUCUGCAGGUUACCAAAUUGUAGAAAACUGUUGAUUGGAUGAAUCUCUAUGCAGAAAAUAGCCUACUGAACCGUGCACUAGCUCUCCAUCAGAUUUAUAGAACAGUGAUCUCCUCCUGUCCUGUUGAAAAGCACUGUUUCUUUAGGCAAACUUCAUAAAACUGUCCCAGGUUUUUGCUGCAGAAGGAAGUCUGUAGCAUAAGUGCAGUUUCCACAAAAAAGUGAAACAGUAGCAGAAAACAGGUGGUAUGAAAACAUGCACAUACCUUGACAGGCAUACCUAAAAUAAAAAAAAAAUUGUACUGCACGAUUCUGCACACUUAGACGUUUUUUGGCCCCUAAUCUUGCGUUGAGGGUCUCUGAUAUACAUGUAUGUAGCACGUUCUAGUUUUGAGUAGACUGCUAGUAUAACUCAAGUGUAUGGAGUAAUUGAUGUUGAUGUUUUAGAAAACUUUAUGCAGCGUGCUGCUAGUAUCAACAUGGGUGGGAGUUAAAUACAGUGUUAAAAGUGAUAGUGGAAACUGCACUCCUAAACCUGGUAGCCGAUGUAUUAGCAUGCAUUAUUUGUUACUGAGCAGUAAAAGUCAAGUUCAUCGCUUCA